CUUUUAGCUGUGCUCUAUUUAGAAUUUAUUGGAGACGCGUCCACCAAACGAUCAUCGCGACUGAAGAGAGAUGGUAUAAGCAGGGAUCUCUGCAGCCUGUAUUCUGUAUAUUCUGCGGAAUCCCCGUUUGGGGUAAACGAGGCCCAUUCCGGAGUAAUUUUGGAUUUCCUCCACUUUGCACGUUCCAGACGAGGACGGUGCCUCAAGUCAGUGGAGGUGGAGUUUCAGAAUCUUAUUGAGAGUCGAUUGGUGGAAGACACUUUUACCAGCGAGGAAGUGAAGGAUAUGGUUUCGGGACUGUGUGCAGUUGUGAACGGAGAGAUGGAGACGGAAUUGAUCCACACAAGCCACACCCACUCACUCCUCGUGGCUCAGCUACUGCAGCAAGCCGAGACCUGGCACCUCAACAUGAAGGUCGACAUAUCUGCCCUUGAGAACAAAGAGCUUCUAGAGACGCUGGCACAGUAUGAACAACAGCAGUUCAGUUCAUCAGCUCUCCCUGCUUCAGCUCACAAAUCUACUCUGACCCCAUUGGAUCACUCAGGAGGCGAUAAACUGCUGCAAAUGGAGAUAUCACGAUUGGAAGAGGAGAGUGAUAAACUGCAGCAGAGGUUCCGCAGUGUUGAAUCAAAGUUUGCUGGGGCACUUAGCGAGAGAGACGAGUUGAAGAAACAACUCGAGGCCGUGCCUACAGUUGGCACCACGCCCACUCCACAAAGCAAUGAUGUCAUAGCUUUACAAGAGACGGUUGCCGAGCUACAGGAGAAGCUGUUGGAAAAGGACGCGUCUUCUUCAUCAGGCAAUGCAGACAUGGAGAGAGAGCUAGAAGAAAAAUCGAAGGAGCUGUUGAAGACGAAGGCAGAGCUGGAGGCAGUGAAGGCUGACCUGGACAGGAAGUUCUCUGAGACUGCUCAGUACGCCAACAUGAGGAAGAUGCUCUUGACCAAGAACGACCAGAUCAAGGAACUGAGAUCACAACUAAAGAAGUACGAGUCGUAACCCUUGGCUCACAUAGCAACCCGAUCUCUUCCUUAUGCCAACUGAUAGCUCUAAAUUACACAUUUUUGUCCAUGACAUCUCUAAAUUACACAUUUUUGUCCAUGACAUCAUGUAGCUUGUGCUAAAAAUAGAUUGGA
Molecule: messenger RNA, 1136 nt
Organism: Geodia barretti
Lineage: Eukaryota; Metazoa; Porifera; Demospongiae; Tetractinellida; Geodiidae
Source: the annotation of a GenBank genome assembly